Talaromyces proteolyticus is the source of this 1020-nucleotide messenger RNA. RefSeq names its product amidohydrolase family protein. The transcript has 2 exons. Gene Ontology annotation, molecular function: carboxy-lyase activity; hydrolase activity. The record is from RefSeq and is a predicted model, not a curated record. NCBI's taxonomy places the organism in Eukaryota, Fungi, Ascomycota, Eurotiomycetes, Eurotiales, Trichocomaceae. Bases 1 to 1020 code for a protein of 339 amino acids. Gene Ontology annotation, biological process: secondary metabolic process. Gene Ontology annotation, cellular component: cytoplasm; cytosol.
AUGUUGGGAAAAGUUGCCCUAGAAGAGGCAUUCGCCCUGCCACGUUUUCAGGAGCGGACAAGAUGGUGGGCUUCUUUGUUUGCUAUCGAUCCAGAAAAACACGCCGCCGAAAUCACCGACAUCACUAACCAACGUAUCAAAUAUAUGGAUGAGCAUGGGGUUGGAUACACCAUCCUGUCGUAUACUGCACCGGGUGUACAGGAUAUAUGGGAUCCGAAAGAAGCACAAGCACUGGCUACAGAGAUAAACGACUAUAUUGCACCAAUUGUUAGGCAGCAUCCCGAUCGCUUUGGAGCUUUUGCCACACUUUCAAUGCAUGAUCCCAAGGAGGCGGCUGAUGAGUUGCGCCGAACUGUCACCCAAUACGGCUUCAAAGGUGCAUUGGUCAACGACACCCAGCGUGCUGGGCCAGAUGGUGACGAUAUGAUAUUUUAUGACGGGCCUGAGUGGGAUGUCUUUUGGUCGACCGUAACCGAACUUGAUGUCCCCUUCUAUCUUCAUCCUCGUAAUCCUACCGGUACCAUCCACGAAAAGCUUUGGGCCAAAAGAAAAUGGCUGAUUGGCCCGCCAUUGAGCUUUGCUCAAGGAGUCAGCCUCCAUCUUUUGGGAAUGGUCACAAAUGGCGUCUUUGAUCGCCAUCCAAAUCUGCAAAUUGUUAUCGGGCACCUGGGUGAACAUCUUCCAUUUGACCUUUGGCGCAUAAACCACUGGUUUGAGGAUGUCAAGAAACCUUUGGGCUUGAAAGAGACAUGCAAAAAGACCAUUCGCGAGUAUUUUGCCCGAAAUAUUUGGAUUACAACGAGUGGGAAUUUCUCGACACCAACACUGCAAUUUUGUAUCAAUGAGGUCGGCGCGGAUCGUAUCUUGUUCUCGAUUGAUUACCCCUUUGAAAAUUUCGCGGAUGCGUGUGUCUGGUUUGAUAAAAAUUUAGAGUUGAAUGACAUCGAUUAUAGGAAGAUUGGAAAAGAUAACGCGAGGAAAUUAUUCAAGAUUGGCGAUUUCAAGGAUGCGGAUGUCUAA